AUGAUAGCAACUGCCAUUGCAAACUCCACGUUAACAACAACUACUUCCCCGGGAGAGGAGUUGGAAAUUCCCCAGCUCGCUCUGGCCUCAUGGAAAUUCGACGAAGUUUCAGUCUACAUAUCAAUCACAUUGUUCAUCUUGGCCGUCGUGCUCUUGAAAAUCGCUUAUCAUAAGCUGCCCUGCGUUGCCAGCUACGUACCCGAAUCCCUUCUGCUAAUAGUAAUGGGCCUAAUAUUCGGUUCUAUUAUUCACUACAUCCCCAAUGCCUCAGCCUUUCGUCUCACACCCACUAUCUUCUUCAACAUCCUCCUUCCGCCGAUCGUACUUGAAUCAGCAUACAGUCUCUAUAAUAAAACAUUUGCUGAGUUGCUCGCACCAAUCCUUCUGUUUGCUGUUCUUGGAACCGUCCUAAACUUUCUACUGAUCGGAUUUGGUCUUUUGGCAGUUGAUCUCUCCUCUGGGCUUGGAGAACCCUACCUCGGUCUCAGCAUCAAGGAGUACUUGCUCUUUGCUUCACUCAUUGUGGCCGUCGAUCCCGUCGCCGUCCUAGCCAUAUUUCAGGAUAUUGGCGUGGAUCUGGGGCUCUAUUAUCUGGUCUUUGGUGAAUCUCUCCUAAAUGACGCGGUAACUGUUGUUCUCUACAAUAUUAUGAGUGCUUUUGUGGCCACACCGGAAAUAAGCACUGGCCAAAUUAUCAUUGGAAUCGGUUCAUUCUUCACCGUCAGUCUGGGUGGGGCUGUCAUCGGCGUUUUUCAUGGUGUCAUCUCAUGCCUCCUGACACGUCUUAACAUCUCCUCGGAGGCCAUUGUACCUCUGUUGCUGAGCUACCUAUCCUAUAUUAUUGCAGAUCUGUUCGGUUGGUCCGGAAUCAUCUCAAUUAUUACUUGCGGUGUUUUUCAGGCAGCCUACGCUUUCCACAACUUAACUCCUAUGUCCAUUAUCCUACUGAAGUCUUCGUUAAAACAAAUUGCUUCCAUUAGUGAAGCUCUGAUUUUUCUAUUGAUCGGAUGUGAGGUUUUCGCAGUAAGGCUGAGGUGGCACACCGGUUUCGUCCUCACUGCUGUGGUUAUGUGUCUUCUUGCCAGAUUUGUUGUUGUUUUCGCUCUGGCCGCUAUCAUUAAUCGCGGUAAGACAGAACAUACUAAAAUCCAGUGGACUGAGCAGAUUAUCUGCAGUUACGGAGGUCUUCGCGGUGCAGUGGCCUUCUCCCUCGCCAUCCUCCUUCAGUCCCACUUUCUAGGAGAAAGGGGAGAAUUUGCUCGCGACGUGCUCAUAACCACAACCCUUGUGGUCAUCCUCUUUACCGUGGCUGUUAUGGGCACUACGAUGAAGCCGCUGGUGCGACUCUUGAACAUCCGGCUUGCAAAAAAGACUUCGCAGAAACUCUUUGUUACACUGAAUGACUCUGUCAUUGACCAGACUCUGUUGUACAUCGAAAAGCUGACCUCAUGCCCAGGAUAUUACCGACUUCGUGAGACUCUGGUCCGCCUAGACGACAAAUACAUCCGACCCCUCUUACAGAGGAACGCCACAACGCACAACAAGAAGAUUCUUGAAGUCUACGAGAAAAUGGCUCUUCAGUUGCAUUCAGAUGCCAUCUCGUCGCGAGCUACCCUCGAGGUGCCGCCAAUAGGUGGUGACAUGCCGAAACCUCUCCCAGAACCGGAACCAGAACCCUUUGGCGUUACUCUGGUCGAUGACGAUCCGUUCAGUCAUGUGACCAUGCGCAUCCCCCAGCAUGUGCGCAGACGUGUCAAGAUCGCUAGCAUGCUGAGCAAUGAUGGCAGCGACAUGUACCUACCCCAUGGAAGCUUCUACAAUCGCGCUAACAAUGCCCAGUUUGCCCGGUUAAGCCACAAUCAGGCCAGUUUGGCUGAGGCCAUGGACCACUCCAUCGGAAAAGAACGAAAGAAGAAGAUUCGCACUUUUAGUCUGGACGACGAUGAGAGUACUACAGUGAGCAAUCGGCGGGCCAAGUUUGCACGCCCACCUCCGAACUACACGGAGACAAUGCCCGAGGCGGCGGGACGUGCGCUCCUACUGGCAACAAGGCUGCACAACAAACGCCUUCCACAGACUCCAGAGUUUCCUUCUGAUACUGAGGUGUAA
This is a messenger RNA of Spirometra erinaceieuropaei, 2109 nucleotides long. The record is from the annotation of a GenBank genome assembly. Lineage: Eukaryota; Metazoa; Platyhelminthes; Cestoda; Diphyllobothriidea; Diphyllobothriidae.